UGACAUCUGACAUUUACGUGACAACACGUCGAAAAUGGCUGACUCGGGGCCAAGUAAAAGCGAUAUUGAAGCAGUUUUUCAAAGAUUACGAGCCAUACAGGCUAAUAAAGUAUGUUUCGACUGCAACGCGAAGAACCCUACGUGGUCGUCGGUGACGUACGGGGUGUUCAUCUGCCUGGACUGCUCCGCCGUGCACCGCAGCCUCGGCGUGCACCUCACGUUCGUGCGCUCUACGCAGCUCGACACCAACUGGACAUGGAAGCAGCUGCGCAACAUGCAGCUGGGCGGGAAUGCCAACGCCACUCAGUACUUCCGCACACACGGUCUGAACACGGAGGACGCGCGGCAAAAGUACAGCUCGCGCGUGGCGGAGAUGUACCGCCAGAAGCUCAGCACCAUGUCUGAGCAGGCCAUGAAGACCUACGGGACCAAGCUCCACAUAGAGCCUGCGCCGGCAGAGGCAAAGGAGACAAAGGAGGUAGAGUCGGAUUGGUUUGCCGAGACCACCGCCAUCUCACUCAGCACUAACUCUAACCUGCAUGCCGCACCGCAGGUGGACAACAAACCAGAGGCACUGAGCUCCGGACAGCGACUGUGGGAGUCGCCCGCGCAGUCUACCGCGCGCAAACCUCAGUCCAAGCGAACCACGUUGGGAGCCCGCAAAGGCGGCCUAGGCGCUACCAAGGUGGCCGCCAACUUCGAGGACAUGGAGCGCGAAGCCAUGAUGGCGGAGAAGCUGAAGGCCGAGGCGACACAGUCCCAGUCGAGCGCCGGCAUUGAGCAAGUGGAGCAGGAAGUGGCCAGUCUGCGGCUGGCGUACAAUGCGGGAGGCAAGGCGGAGGCCGACCGGCUAGGGAUAGCUGCCGCUCACAGGGGGACCUCACACGGUGUGUCACAUUCUGCCAUGUCCGACAUGACGAUAAUAGAACAGGAAGGCGCGCCGGCGAACAACACGAGGUCUACGCUUGAUGAACUGGAUGAUUUCAACUCCGUCUUCACAAUGAUCAGGAGCGAGCCGUACAGCAGCGGGCGGGGCGGCGGGCUGGACGCGCUGCUCGGCGACACGCACAGCCGCGCCAAGCCGCUGUCCGCCUCCUGGGAGAACAUCGAGCCGGAACCCUCGCGCACGGUGCACACGAUGUUCUCCCCCUCGGAACAGCGCGCGGCGGCGGCGGCGCCGGCGCAGGCCGCGGCGGGGCGCGCGCGGCGGCCGGGGCCCGCGGAGGACGACUCGGCCGUCAAGAAGUUCGGCGCCGCCAAGGCCAUCAGCUCGCAGCAGUUCUUCGGCGAACAGGAUAACCGGUUCGAGCGCGACGCGAACCUAUCCCGCUUCCAAGGCAGCAGCAGCAUCAGCUCCGCCGAGUAUUUCGGCCGCCCCGAGCGAACGCCGCAGCCCUCCUUCGCCGUCUCCGCUCCUCAACUCGAUGAGGUGCGCGAGUCGGUCCGCGCGGGCGUGACCCGCGUGGCGGGGCGGCUGUCGUCGCUGGCCAACGGCGUCGUGUCCUCCAUCCAGGAGCGCUACGGCUACUGAUCCUCCGCCCUCCUCCCCUGCCUCCUGC
Molecule: messenger RNA, 1559 nt
Organism: Cydia fagiglandana
Lineage: Eukaryota; Metazoa; Arthropoda; Insecta; Lepidoptera; Tortricidae
Gene: ArfGAP3
Product: ADP-ribosylation factor GTPase-activating protein 2
Exons: 11
Coding region: 35-1531 (498 amino acids)
Biological process (GO): COPI coating of Golgi vesicle
Molecular function (GO): GTPase activator activity
Source: RefSeq, a predicted model, not a curated record